CUCAGUGCACAGAGCCGCCUCGUCUGAGGGGACGCGAGGACCGUCUUCGUCGCGGUUUCGGCCAGCGCGUAGGGCCAGGCCUUGACAAGCAGCGGGAGGAGAGCCUGAGCCGGACCUGGAUCCCUGUGAUUGCCGCCUGCUCCUCCCACCUCUGGUCUCACGAGGGGUUUCCCGCCUCGCGCCCCCCCACCUCUGGACUUGCGCUUCUUUUCUCUCCGCGUGUGGAGGGAGUCAGUGCUUAGGCCGGAGCGAGCCUGGGGGCCGCCGGCCGUGAAGGCAUCGGGGAACCGAUUCACCAUGGAGGGCGCCGGAGGCGCGAACGACAAGAAAAAUAGGAUAAGUUCUGAACGUCGAAAAGAAAAGUCUAGAGAUGCAGCCAGAUCUCGACGAAGCAAAGAGUCUGAAGUUUUUUAUGAACUUGCUCAUCAGUUGCCACUUCCCCAUAACGUGAGCUCACAUCUUGAUAAGGCUUCUGUUAUGAGGCUUACCAUCAGUUAUUUGCGUGUGAGGAAACUUCUGGAUGCUGGUGACCUGGAUAUUGAAGAUGAAAUGAAGGCACAGAUGAACUGCUUUUAUUUGAAAGCCCUGGAUGGCUUUGUUAUGGUGCUCACAGAUGAUGGCGACAUGAUUUACAUUUCUGAUAACGUGAACAAAUACAUGGGAUUAACUCAGUUUGAACUAACUGGACACAGUGUGUUUGAUUUUACUCAUCCGUGUGACCAUGAGGAAAUGAGAGAAAUGCUUACACACAGAAAUGGCCCUGUGAAAAAGGGUAAAGAACAAAACACACAACGAAGCUUUUUUCUCAGAAUGAAGUGUACCCUGACUAGUCGGGGAAGAACUAUGAACAUAAAGUCUGCAACAUGGAAGGUACUUCACUGUACAGGCCAUAUUCACGUAUAUGAUACCAACAGUAACCAAUCUCAGUGUGGAUACAAGAAACCACCAAUGACAUGCCUGGUAUUGAUUUGUGAACCCAUUCCUCAUCCAUCAAAUAUUGAAAUUCCUUUAGACAGCAAGACUUUUCUCAGUCGACACAGUCUGGAUAUGAAAUUUUCUUAUUGUGAUGAAAGAAUUACUGAAUUGAUGGGAUAUGAGCCAGAGGAACUUUUGGGCCGCUCAAUUUAUGAAUAUUAUCAUGCUUUGGACUCUGAUCAUCUGACCAAAACUCAUCACGACAUGUUUACUAAAGGACAAGUCACCACAGGACAGUAUAGGAUGCUUGCCAAAAGAGGUGGAUAUGUCUGGGUAGAAACUCAAGCAACUGUUAUAUAUAACACCAAGAACUCUCAACCACAAUGCAUUGUAUGUGUAAAUUAUGUUGUAAGUGGUAUUAUUCAGCAUGACUUGAUUUUCUCCCUUCAACAAACCGAAUGUGUCCUCAAACCAGUUGAGUCUUCAGAUAUGAAAAUGACUCAGCUCUUCACCAAAGUUGAAUCAGAGGAUACAAGUAGCCUCUUUGAUAAACUUAAGAAGGAACCUGAUGCUUUAACUUUGCUGGCCCCAGCUGCUGGAGACACAAUCAUAUCUUUAGAUUUUGGCAGCAAUGACCCAGAAACUGAAGACCAACAACUUGAAGAAGUUCCACUGUAUAAUGAUGUAAUGUUCCCCUCAUCCAGUGAGAAAUUACAAAAUAUAAAUCUGGCCAUGUCUCCAUUACCUGCCUCUGAAACUCCAAAGCCACUUCGAAGUAGUGCUGACCCAGCACUCAAUCAAGAAGUUGUAUUAAAAUUAGAGCCAAAUCCAGAGUCACUGGAACUUUCUUUUACCAUGCCCCAGAUUCAAGAUCAACCAGCCAGUCCUUCUGAUGGAAGCACUAGACAGAGUUCACCUGAGCCUAACAGUCCCAGUGAAUACUGUUUUGACGUGGAUAGUGAUAUGGUCAAUGUAUUCAAGUUGGAAUUGGUAGAGAAACUUUUUGCUGAAGACACAGAAGCAAAGAAUCCAUUUUCAACUCAGGACACUGAUUUAGACUUGGAGAUGUUAGCCCCCUAUAUCCCAAUGGAUGAUGAUUUCCAGUUACGUUCCUUCGAUCAGCUGUCACCAUUAGAAAGCAGUUCUUCAAGCCCUCAAAGUGUGAGCACAAUUUCAGUAUUCCAGCAGACUCAAAUUCAAGAACCUACUAUUAAUACCACCACUGCCACCACUGAUGAAUUAAAAACAGUGACAAAAGAUGAUAUGGAAGACAUUAAAAUACUGAUUACAUCUUCGUCUCCCACCCAUGCACCUAAAGAAACUACUAGUGCCACAACAUCAUCAUAUAAUGAUACUCAAAGUCGAACCGCCUCACCAAACAGAGCAGGAAAAGGAGUCAUAGAACAGACAGAAAAAUCUCAUCCAAGAAGCCCUAACGUGGUAUCUGUCACUUUGAGUCAAAGAAAUACAGUUCCUGAGGAAGAAUUAAAUCCAAAGAUAUUAGCUUUGCAGAAUGCUCAGAGAAAGCGAAAAAUGGAACACGAUGGUUCACUUUUUCAAGCAGUAGGAAUUGGCACACUAUUACAGCAACCAGAUGAUCGUGCAACUACUACAUCACUUUCUUGGAAACGUGUAAAAGGAUGCAAAUCUAGUGAACAGAAUGGAAUGGAGCAAAAGACAAUUAUUUUAAUACCCUCUGAUUUAGCAUGUAGACUGCUGGGGCAAUCAAUGGAUGAGAGUGGAUUACCACAGCUGACCAGUUAUGAUUGUGAAGUUAACGCUCCUAUACAAGGCAGCAGAAACCUACUGCAGGGUGAAGAAUUACUCAGAGCUUUGGAUCAAGUUAACUGAGCUUUUUCAUGAUUUCAUUCCUUUUUGUUUCUUCUUCUUUUUUUUUUUUUUUAAUUUUUUGGACACUGGUGGCUCAUUACCUAAAGCAGUCUAUUUAUAUUUUCUAUAUCUAAUUUUAGAAGCCUGGCUACAAUACUGCACAAACUCAGAUAGUUCAAUUUUGAUCCCCUUUCUACUUAUUUACAUUAAUGCUCUUUUUUAAUAUGUUCUCUAAUGCUAGAUCACAGACAGCACAUUUUCACAGACCUUUGGUGUUUAAACCAUUGCAUUGUAGUAGCAUCAUUUAAAAAUGCACCUUUUUAUUUAUUUAUUUUUGGCUAGGGAGUUUGUCCCUUAUUGAUUUAUUUUUAAUAAGAUGCCAAUAUAAUUUUUUAAGAAGGCAGUAACCUUUCAUCAUGAUCACAAACAGCUGAAACAUUUUUACUCAUUUUUCACAUUUUACAUAAACAAUAAUGCUUUGCCAGCAGUACAUGGUAGCCACAAUUGCACAAUAUAUUUUCUUAAAAAGUACCAGCAGUUACUCAUGCAAUAUAUCCUGCAUUUAUAAAACUAGUUUUUAAGAAGAAAUUUUUUUUGGCCUAUAAAAUUGUUAAACCUGGAACUUGACAUUGUUAAUCUUAUAAUAAUGAUUCUUAAAUGCUGUAUGAUUUAUUAUUUAAAUGGGUAAAGCCAUUUACAUGAUAUAGAAAGAUAUGCAUAUAUCUGGAAGGUAUGUGGCAUUUAUUUGGAUAAAAUUCUCAGUUCAGAGAAAUCAUCUGAUGUUUCUGUAGUUACUUUCCCAGCUCAAAAGAAAACAAUACCCUAUGUAGUUGUGGAAGUUUAUGCUAAUAUUGUGUAAUUGAUAUUAAACCUAAAUGUUCUACCCACUCUGUUGGUAUAAAGAUUUUGAGCAGACUGUAAACAAACAAAAAAGUCAUGCAUUGUUAGUAAAAUUGCCUAGUAUGUUAAUUUGCUCAAAAUAUGAUGUUUGGUUUUAUGCACUUUGUCGCUAUUAACAUCCUUCUUUUUUCAUAUAGAUUUCAAUGAUUGAGUAAUUUAGAAGCAUUAUUUUAGGAAUAUAUAGUUGUUGUAGUAAACAUCUUGUUUUUUUCUAUGUACAUUGUAUAAAUUUUUCAUUCCUUUGCUCUUUGUGGUUGGGUCUAACACUAACUGUAUUGUUUUGUUAUAUCAAAUAAACAUCUUCUGUGGACCAGGCCCCCUUUGAUUAGCUUUUAUGUUUAAAUAGUAUUUGCAUCAUCUCCAGCUCAUGAAAUUGUUUCCUAACAAUUUAAGUACUUUAUGAAAAUUAUAUUGUACGCUUCUGCAUUUAUCUCAUUGCCAUUAUUAUCUUAAUGUAUGCUGUGUCCCUAAAUGUCAUGUUAACUAAUAACCAUAGUAUUACAUUGUAAAGAGUAUGUUUUUAGAAAAGAAACCUGCCGUUUGUAAAUUUAUGAGCCUAUUAAAGUGUAAAACACAAAAUUUUAAUAUUUUUAGUAUAAAUGAAAUGAGUGAAGCAAAUCAUGGACAUUGUAAUCAUAUACUAUUGUAAAGGUUAGUGGUUCCUCUAAAGAUUUCUAAUCUAUUCCCAUUAACAGAUGAAAAAGUUUAGACUGCAAAUGAUGAAUGAUUUGCUCAAGCCAUAAAAGUAAUAAAUGUAGACCAAAGAUUUAGCUUAGGGCUUCUGAAUCUAAUGUUAAACCUACAACAAACAUUUGUUGUUUUUGUUUUAAUCAUUCUGUAUUUUGAUUUUAAAUAGCUUUCUUUCUGCUAUGCUUUUCUUGUAUAAACAGCUAUUUCUUUUACAGUUUCUUUUUUAAAAGAAAAACAUAAGUAUAGAAAGAUAUGAAAAUAAGAGACAAAAAUCACUGUUAAUCUCUGCACCUAAAGGUAACAGAAAGUGCACACGUGUGUGUUGCUGGGGAUUGAACCCAGACACAAAUACAAAACAAGCACUCUACCAUUGAGCUAUACACUUAGUCCCCCAAAUUUAUUUAUAUUGAUAAAUUACAUGGGCUGUGCCAGAGCCCUGGGUUCUUUAUCUUGAGGUAUGUAUCCUGAACAAGAUGAACUAGCUAUAGAUCUCUUAAAUAGCUGUUCUUAGAACGGGACAACAACUACAUGAAAAUUUGGGAACAAAAGUUCACAAUACUGAUACUAAAUACAGAACCUUGGGGACACAGGUAUAAUUCACCCCAAAUACUAUGACCCAACGUACUUCUCAUUUAGUAACAGAUAUUACCAGAGGUGACACUUUAGAAUAAAGUAGUUGCUUAAUAUUCCCAGAUGACAAAAUUUUAGAAUUAUGCUUAUUGAUUAAGAAAAUUAGUUUCAGUUGAAAACUAGAAGUUUAUAAUUUUCAAAUGUAAAUAAAUGGGAUUACUACACAACAGGCCAGAAGUCUGGGAAAAUGACCUGUGAGGACGAUGAUUUAGGAGGGAAAGCCAUGUUAAAGAACAGGUGAGCUAGAAGAAAAGUACCAAGUGCUCAGUUACUCAGAAAAAAAGUCACCUGGAGUGCUUAGAACUAUGUAACACAUCUAGCACUUCCUUCCCAGCACUGUAUGCCAUCAGGAAUUUCUUUAUAAUGCCUUCAUCCAAAGAGUAUAACCCAACAAUGUCAUUUUAUCCUUAUAUUUCUCUCUCCUCCCUAUAUGUCUAUGCUUCCUAUCUCUUUUCUGGUGCAAUGAAUGAAUGAAUGACUUUAGUAUUACUUUCAUCCUGAGGAAAGUGUGGCAGAAGGAAUUAGCAUAUUUUGUUCAUCUGUUACUGUUAAGUGUAGAACUGAAACUAGUUGCUGAGCAAGCCUACCACUGCCAGGUACAGUGCUCAUAGAUUAAAAUGACUCUAACAUCUGUUGAAUACACUAGACUUUGUGCUAAGCAUUUUGCUUGUUAUCUCACACUCUUCACAAAUCCCUAUGAAUUAGUACUUGUAUCUCACUUUGUACAUUUGAAAAUCUUGGGAAAGUUGGUCCAAUGUUCAAAGCUGCUGAGCAGGCCAUCAGUGAUUCCAAAGCCCAUGGUGCUAACCACCAUGCAGAAAGUACUAGUCACUCCAGUAGAACAAAUCCUUGUCCCCCAUUUUCAACUGUUCAAAUAGUAAAUGGGGGAAAAUAAAGGGAGUGUAUAAAACUGAAGGCCAUUUGUCACUUGGAAUUGAGGUCACCCAGGACAUUGAGGGAUGUCCUAAAAGGAGUGGCAUGACAUGUAGAAUAGAAUUAUUUCAAAGAGUUAUUUAGUGGGUUUGGGGUCUGAACUAAAGAUUCAGAUUCCAGAUUAUAGAGACAUUAUUAACUCACUGGUAAACAAGGUGUAGUGUGUGGGAAAGCAUUUGAACUAUAAAAGGCUGUUACGUAUGGUAUGGUGGACUUUAUGGCAUAACAGACAGGUUCAUUUUCAUUUGCGCUUGUAUAACCUCACAAUUAACCCUUCCAAUCUUGAUUUCCUCAUGUAAACAUCCAAGAGGUUUGAAAGAUAAAUUUAGUUACCAGCUUUGCAGAAACAAACAUUCUAAAAGGUAAGAAUUUUAAUGUAGCAAUGUCAAAAACAAGUUACAAAGAAUACGAAAUAUUUUUUUAACUUUGUAAUUUGAUUAGCUAAAACCUUUGCAUACAUGUUGCUAGCGAGAACCAAGGAAAAUGUAAAGAAGAAAAACCUUAUUGGGGUGUUUUAAGUUUGCCACUAACCUCUUUGCUUAUUUCUUCCCUUUAAAUAGCGCUGAACCUGUUAUCCAUAUUAUUUCGCGUUUAAAGCAAUGUGUAGAAUCUAAUUCGACAUAAUUUCCUGUCGGAUAAAAGCUACACUUGACCACAAACCUUACUAUCAUCGCCUUCUGGAGUUUGUUGUGUUCACACCUUCCAGAGGUUUGGAUAUAAUGUUUAUUCUUACCUUUAAUUGACGGUUUUUAUCCAGGAUGGUGCCAGACACCCGAUCUCCGUGUACUAUUUUAAUUUCCUUCCCGGCUCCAUUCUGGGACGGAGAGAAAGGCAGGUGCCUGAGAGCGGCUGUGGCCUGAACCUCGGCGAGGAAAACACCAAGCACGCGGAAGGAACGCGGCUCGCUCCUGCUCCCGGCGCCGCCGGUACUACUACAUGAUGAGGAUGCGAAACGCUAGCCGCCCGGAGAAACUUCCGCAAGCCCCGCCCUCCGCCCUGCCGGCCACGCCCCGGUACGUGCUCGGGCGCAACACCCAGUCGUGGGCCCCCGCCCGGGCCGCGGCCCCUGGGCCCCAGGGCUCCAGUCCGCACGCGGCGGCCGCGUGUGCUGGGCGCGGCUGCGCCAGCGGCUCCCGCCUACGUGUGCGAGCGCAUGUGCGAGGAUCUGCGGGCGGGGAGGGGGCGCGGCGGCCCGCCUUUGUCUUCGGUGACCGAUAGAGCCAUUCCCUCAACCUUGCCUUUGACAGCUACGUCCCGAAUUCCCAGGCGGAAGCUUUGGGAUGUGAAUCUAUCCUUUGAAUAGGAAAAUUUCUGAGGUCUCUGAAUACUUUAGGCCUUAGUUAACUCUACUAUGGCUAAAACUGUACUUUAAGUUAGUCCUCAUAUAAUCUGAAAUAGAGUUGUUUAAAUAUACCCCCUUUAAUGUCCAUGAACACUCAAUUCAUUUUAAAUAAAGUACUUUGAGAUAUGACUAAUAAAUAAAUGUAUAGCUGCCCCA
Messenger RNA from Marmota flaviventris (yellow-bellied marmot), 7396 nucleotides. RefSeq names its product hypoxia inducible factor 1 subunit alpha (gene Hif1a). The record is from RefSeq and is a predicted model, not a curated record. NCBI's taxonomy places the organism in Eukaryota, Metazoa, Chordata, Mammalia, Rodentia, Sciuridae. Gene Ontology annotation, cellular component: nucleus. Gene Ontology annotation, biological process: cellular response to hypoxia; regulation of transcription by RNA polymerase II. Gene Ontology annotation, molecular function: RNA polymerase II transcription regulatory region sequence-specific DNA binding; protein dimerization activity; DNA-binding transcription factor activity, RNA polymerase II-specific.